AUGGGCCGAGAAAUAGUCAUUGGACUAGUUGGAAAACCAUCAAGUGGGAAAUCAACAACAUUGAAUGCAUUGACCGAUGCCAAUGCAAAAGUCGGUGCGUUCCCCUUCACUACUAUUGAUCCAAAUAAAGCAACCGGGUACUUGGAGGUGGAUUGUGCUUGCCAAAGAUUCAACAAACAACUGAAAUGUAAACCAACUUACGGAUAUUGUCGGGACGGUAAACGUGGAGUUCCCAUUAUGCUAUUAGAUGUUGCUGGGUUGGUGCCUAAUGCCCAUUUGGGACGAGGAUUAGGAAACAAGUUUUUAAGUGAUUUGACAGAGGCAGAUUGUUUGAUCCAUAUAGUGGAUGCAAGUGGUACUACCGAUGCGGAGGGGAAAACAACUCGAGGUUACGAUCCCUUAAAUGAUAUCGAGUGGCUACAAGAUGAGAUUUUCCAGUGGAUUUUGGGUAAUUUGAAAGAGAGAUGGGGAUCUGUUGUUCGAAGACAUGUGGGUACUAAAUCAACAACAUUGGAGACGCUAAGACAGCAAUUGGGUGGAUACGUGGCCAAUAAGCAAAUGAUUGGUAGAGCAUUGGAUUUAAUACCUGAUUUGCCUCCCUUGCAAGAUUGGGAUGAUGCAAUGUUGGAACGAGUGGUUAAAGCAUUCAUGGAGGUAAAAUUCCCUACUGUUUUGUCGCUAAAUAAGAUGGACCAUCCGGAUGCUGAUAAGAAUGUCUCCAAAAUCAUAUUGAAAUACCCAAAUUCAAAAGCGGUACUAACGUCAUCAAUCACUGAAGUGUUGUUACGGAAAUUGGCAGCACAACAUUUUAUCAAGUACGAUCCAGGAACAGAAUUUGUUGAUACCAGGGAAGAUUUACCUGAUGAUCCCGAUUUGAAGCCCAUGGAUGAGAAAUUACAAAAUAGAAUUGAAAACAUUCGAGAUUUGGUGUUGUAUAGAUUCGGAUCGACUGGUGUAGUCCAGCUACUUCAAGCUGCUGCUGACUUGUUGGAAUUGGUUCCAGUUUACCCAGUGAGAAACAUCAACAACUUUACGGGAUCAAGUGGAGACUCGGUGUUUCGCGAUUGCAUAUUGGUCAAACGAGGCACUCCUGUUGUGUCAGUAGCUAGGAAAAUCAUGGGUGAUGUGACUAUCGCCUCAAUUGAAGGUGUUGGAGGAACGAGAGUUGGUGAAGAUGACACAGUAGACAAGGGCAAAAAUGACAUCUUGUCGUUUAAAUUGGUGCCAGGAAAUAGAAAUUAA
Messenger RNA from Lodderomyces theae, 1242 nucleotides. RefSeq lists its product as uncharacterized. Gene Ontology annotation, molecular function: ATP hydrolysis activity; GTP binding. NCBI's taxonomy places the organism in Eukaryota, Fungi, Ascomycota, Pichiomycetes, Serinales, Debaryomycetaceae. The transcript has a single exon. Gene Ontology annotation, cellular component: cytoplasm. The record is from RefSeq and is a predicted model, not a curated record. The coding region runs from base 1 to 1242 and encodes 413 amino acids.